AAGGCAAACAAAACAGAGGUGAUCCACUACAACCAAAUUAAUCCAGCAAGCUAAGGCUCAGAUCACUGUGGAUAUGUCCAAAUCCUCCAUGAGACCAAGCUGCAGUGAAACAGAAUGAACCAUGUCUAAGAAUACCUAAAAUUGUGAGGAAGAAUUGGAACAGAAACCAGUGUUUAAAACAACUAAUUUAAGAGAGAAAAAGAAAAUCUAUGCCUGUAUCCCCAUUGCCUUAUCUACAUUGGGUUUUAUGAGCACAUUAUUAUUAAUUUGAGGAAUAGUUUGUUUCUUAACUUUAUUCUAGCAUUUAUUCCAUGGAGAUAAAAUGUAUUAUGAAAACAUGAAUGGAGUGCUUUUAAAAGACAUUUUUCAUGGCAAGUGAGGAAUUGAUUUGAGCCAAUUUUUCUCGUAUUCAACUGUGAAAUAUAAUCCAAUAUAACAGCAAUGUCAUUAGAUCUCUCAUCUGAGUGUGAGUGUCCUGUUUGGAGGGUCCUCCGAAUGAGUCUGAUUGGAACACCUGUUCCAACGAGAGUGGUAAUGGCUCUUGACAUUCAAGAUCAAGGAAGAAAUCCAUGCUUUCUUCUAGUAUGCAGUGCUUUCCUUCUCAGUGUUGUCCCACCAAGGCAGAGAGUGGUAACAAAGAAGACUCAGCAGUUCCUCCCUCAGAUGAGGAAAGCUAUGUGGGGUCUUCUCAAAACAAUCAUCUAAUUUUGAGCCUUGAGGAUAUCAAAAGGAAAAUCAAGCCAUUGAGAGAGUGGACUAUCCAUGAGUUACUGAGGGAGUUUGGGGAUAGUUGGAAGUUCCAACCAAACUCCAUGUCUCUGAGCUACUUUAGAGAUCAGGUGGUUAUGAAUUUCAGAAGAGCUCUGUAUUAUUCUGGAAUUUCGGUGACGCAUAUUCGAGGCUACAAACCUCAAAAGCACUUUACAGCUAAUUAUUUUAAAAGAAACCCAGGUUGCCUACACCGGCUGGUUCCCUGGCUGGAAGGGGAACUAACAGCUGUUUAUGGAGAUUAUGGCUACACAGUGAAGAACAUCCUAAUCACCAUCCUCCAUCACAUGACAGAAUGUGACUUGGACAGUGAGUCCUUCAUUCACCUCCUGGAACCUUAUCUCUUACAACACACCCACCAUUUCCUACAUGAGUUUAUUAGUUUUGUUCAUUCACCUUACAACAUGGAGACCUAUGACCAGCAAGCCAUCUAUCAAUGCUCUGCUGCUUCACCAUGUGUAAACAAGAAGCCCCUUGUAUCAGCUCCUGUUUCACCUCUGCCUAAGGAUCACAGUCUACUGAUAUCUCAACAUAAUACAAAGCAGUCUAAAAAUACCCAGGGUCAAUGGAAUAAAGAGGAGAGGCCCCUGUCAGGCUUGAAACAGUUUCCAAAUGGUAACUCUUCCUUGAAGAAAUCUGAAAUCCCACCAGUCUGUGAUAAAACAGUAAGCAAAAUCUAUGGUGGAAUCAAAGACAAAGCAGAAUCGGGUGACCACAAAAGCAUCAUUUCUAUGAAUAAUAUACUCCAGAAGUGGGCUACUCCAAGGGAAAGGUGCCCAGGCCUACUGAAUUGCAAAAAAAAAGUUCAAGAGAAAAAGACAGAAGGGAUAAAGUUGUUUCCUGAUCAUGUCCAUGAUCUGGGAAAGAGUGACACAACUGCACACACCUUCAGUACCCCAGCAAUUUCUAAUCAGGUGCAACCACAGAAAUAUAGUUUAAGAGAAAGAAAGGAUUUGAGCCUUGGCCAGAAGAUAAACUUUCAGAAAAAAGAAGAAGACAAUAACAAAUACUCAGAUUCUUCACCAAAGACCUUUCAAAGAUUGUCCAGAGAAAGAUCCUUGAAAAGUUGCAAAUCCAGAGAGAGAGACCCCUCUUGGAGUUGCAUUUCAGAAAAUGCCUUUUCUCCUAAGAGAGAUGGCAGGAAACUGAGUUCUUUCAGAAAAAAGAGGAUAAAGUGUAGACAACCCUCCCAAUUUGUAGAAAUUGGGUCACACUCCAGGAGAAGAAUCCAAAGACGAUCAAGGUCCAAUACUCACAGAUCCAAAUCCUGGUGUGUUGGAUCUAGAAAGAGAUCUGUAAGCAGAGAAUCGAGUAAUCUCUCUCUGAGAGGAAGUCACAGAAGUGAACACUUCACCCAGAAUAUAUGCUGUGAGCCCUCAAAAGACAAGCAUGCCCAUGGCAAUGAAUCAGACUGUGGGAGGCCAUCUUCAACCACAGUCCAAUACGUGAAGCUUUCUUCAACUGCUGGGAAGAGACCCAAGUGUGCUUCUAAAAGUGAAGGUACUUCCCAAGCAGGAAGACGCUGUAACAGUCCCACAUGCCUACAGCUCCAGAAACACAGAUCCCCAAGUAAACAGGAGAUAAAGCAAGAAACUACAUUUCCUAGAGCUAGAAGAACCAGAGCAGUUAGGCACAGAAAAACCAAAUGCCAUUAUUCAGAUAUACACACCACAGAGGAUGUCAGUGAUGAAUUGGGCAAUCUGGAUGAUAUAAGACAAACGAGUGGUCUGAGUGUGCACCCUCCUGCAGGAGGCAAAUCCACGAAAAACAGCAUUGGAAUCUUCAGAAUAUUUACUGGGUCAAGAAAGAAUACAAAAGAGACAUACUAUCAGAAACAUUGGUGCAAAUUGUUUUAAAAGUCAAAUCAGUCUACUAAACUAGCCACCAAGCUAGUUAUUCAUACAUUCAAAGAGUAUGAAUAUAAUCUAAAAACAUUACUGAAAAGAUUUAUCACAUCGCUUUAUAACUGAAAGUAAAAGCCUGGUUAUUAAAUUCAAAGUUGACUUUGGAGACAAAUGCAAAUCAUUAAAUUGGUCAUAUAUGUAAAUAUUUCUCCCUACUUUUUUUCUUAUGAAAUCAAUUAUUAAAAUAUUUGACUUAUUUUUUGUUCCUAGAUUUAACUGUAAAGAUUGACUUCUCAAAGUUCCAAACACCCUGAAGAUUAUACUGACAAUAAAAGCAUAAGUUUCCUAACACAAGUUAUUCAUAUGUUACUAAACACAUGUCUUAUUGUAUUAGUUUGUUCUCACACUGCUAUAAAGAACUGCCUGAGACUGGAUAAUUUAUCAAGGAAAGAGGUUUAAUUGACUCACAAUUCAGCAUGCCUGGGGAGGCCUCAGGAAGAUUACAAUCAUGGUGGAAGGGGAAGCAAACACAUCCUUCUUCACAUGGCAGCAGGAGAGAGAAGUGCAGAGCAAAGGUGGGGAAUGCCCCUUAUAAAACCACCAGAUCUCAUGAGAAUUCACUCACUAUCAUGAGAACAGCAUGGGGGCACUGCCCCCAUGAUCUAUUCACCUCCCACAAGGUCCCUCCCCCAACACGUGGGAACUACAAUUUGGAUUACAAUUCAAGAUAAAAUUUGGAUGGGGACACAGAGCCAGACCAUAUCAGUUAUUUAAAAAACAUUAAUAUCUACUGAGGUCUAUUAAGUUUUAGACCUAAUGCAUUUUUAGUCCCUAGAAAAUAAAGGCAGGGUCACUGUCUUAAGGUAUAGGCAUUGCCUUAAGGUAUUUCACAGCCUAGUUAGCAAAACAGAUGUAAAUAAAUGGUAAAAAUGAGCAUUUAUGGAAUUUUUGGCACACCUUUUACGAUCACCCUCUCUUAAAAACUACACCUCCACAUGCCCUGACAUCCAGAUGCCUUUAUUAGAUGCCAUUUUUUUUCUUUUAGAUAACUCUGAUUCUCCAUCUAUAGUACCAUGGCUCAAUGAUGGUGGCUACUUAAGCCAAACUAAUCAGUAUUUUGCCCCUCUGGCCACACAAUAUAGUAUUUCCCUGGUAUUUCUCAAACUGGUCCUGAGCAAAAGGGUCAUUCUUUUUCCCUGUUAGCACAUGGUGAGAAAUUUAAAGUUUAGAUAUUAAGUUGGUGCAAAAGUAACUGCAGUUUUUGCCAUUAAAAGUAACAACAAAAAUUACUUUUGCAUCAACCUAGUACUAUCAAGAGCUGUAUUUCUCAAUAUGAGAAAGUCAGUUUGAGGUAAGACAGGAGAAAGCUAACAGAGUAAAGUGAGACAAGUCAGGUAAAGAGAGUCUUGGAAGUAGGACGUGGAUCUUCUAGAACCCGAGCUGUCAUUCUAUCUUUUAUGUGGUUGUAUUAUUUUAAACCUCCUUAAGUAUUGUGUCAGUGUAUUUCCUGUAUGCCUCCUUUAUUAAAUCAAGAUUUUAUUCACUUUCAAUCAAGCAAGGCACUGGGAAUUGGCACAAUGGAAGUCUGUUAGAGAAUGAAGAGGGAGUAAUAAUUGUCUUGGGGAAGUUUCUGAAGACCUUUCGGAAGUCAUAUAUGGGUAUGGUCCUAAAGGGUGAGUAGGAGUUUACCAGGUGACUUUAGUGGCAAGGGCUAUCAAGAAAAAGGAGAGACUUGAAGAAAAGGAAGAAAAAUGAAAUUUUCUAGAACGGCACUUCUAGUGUAGCUGGAAAAUGCUGAGAGAUACGCUGAGAAGGGAAGUUGAUGCCAAGCUUUAAACAGGCAUAAAACCAGCUGAGUCUACAGCAGUCACAAAGCACCUAAAGUUAGCACAAGA
This is a messenger RNA of Pan troglodytes (chimpanzee), 4507 nucleotides long. RefSeq names its product E3 ubiquitin-protein ligase Topors-like. Gene Ontology annotation, biological process: protein polyubiquitination; protein monoubiquitination. Lineage: Eukaryota; Metazoa; Chordata; Mammalia; Primates; Hominidae. The coding region runs from base 570 to 2624 and encodes 684 amino acids. The transcript has 3 exons. Gene Ontology annotation, molecular function: ubiquitin protein ligase activity. The record is from RefSeq and is a predicted model, not a curated record.